GGGGGGAACCGGGCCAGGCCCCGCAGCCCGGAACUCAAGGGCGGGUCAGUGUUCCCCGCCGGGCCGGUGCAGCGCUGCGCGGACCCGCCAUAGAGAGGAAGGUUAACGCGGCCCGGUUCGGGUUGGGCUCCUCAGGCCCGGUUCGGGUCCGGUCCCUUAGCCCCGCAUGGCGAAGCAGAAACCCCCAGAACCCCCGGCACCCGGCGCUGCGGCCCCCGGGAAGGGCAAGAGGAAGAGGAGGAGGAGGAAGGUCCGGAACGGGGAAGAGGCGGCGGUGGGGAAAGGCCCCGGCAUGGCGGCGGCUGCGCCUCCCCGAACCCCCGGGGAGAUCUCCUGCAACUGGAGAGCGCUGCAGGAGCUACUGAAACAAAAGGCAAAAAGCUCCAACGACUCCCUCUCCAGGUGCCAAGCACACAGCAAAAAGAAGAAUCCACUGAAAGCAGGAGAUGGGCAGGAGGUCCCAGCCAUCCAAGGGAAGGGGAAGGGGAAGGUGGUAAAGGCCAAAUCCAGCCAGAAAAUGGACAAUGGUUCUUCUAAAGACAAUCCUGCUCUGCCAAAAUCCAAGAAGGCUGCAAGAGAGAAGACUUUAAAUAGCAGCAAAAGCAAUGGAAAAGGCUGCCAAGAGAAAAAGAAAAAUGGGAAUGUUUUAGAGAAUGGUGAUGUGAAACAUAAGAGGAGGAAAACUGAAGAACAUGUGGAGCAGCAACCCAAAGAGGCUGAGAUCUGGUUUGAUGAUGUUGACCCAAAAGACAUUGAAGCAGCAAUAGGACCUGAAGCAGCAAAAAUUGCUAGAAGAAAGAUGGGACUUGAAACAGAGGAAUCCAAGAAGUCUGUGGAGCAGGUGCUGGUUAAAGAAAAAGCUUCUGAAGGGCUGACAAGAGCCAUAGCCAUGGACUGUGAGAUGGUGGGAGUGGGAGCCAAGGGUGAAGACAGCAUCCUGGCUCGUGUGUCCAUUGUCAACCAGUUUGGGAAGUGCAUUUAUGACAAAUAUGUCAAACCCACAGAGGAGGUGACAGAUUACAGAACAGCUGUCAGUGGCAUACGCCCUGAGAAUAUAAAUACAGGUGAAGAUUUUACAACAGUUCAGAAGGAGGUUGCCAACAUCUUGAAGGGAAGGAUUUUAGUUGGCCAUGCUCUACGCAAUGACCUGAAGGUCCUGCUUCUGGAUCAUCCUAAGAAGCAAAUACGUGACACACAAAAAUACAAACCCUUCAGAGAGAGAGUCAAGAGUGGGAGGCCCUCCCUGAAGCUGCUCUGUGAGAGGCUGCUGCAUGUCCAGGUGCAGACAUCAGAGCACUGCUCAAUUCAGGAUGCACAGGCAGCUAUGAGACUGUACACCCUAGAGAAAAAGAGAUGGGAAGCUGCUCUGAAGAACAAAUCUAACAACAAGAAGUGUAAAACGUGAAGAAUUCUGUCUCCUCUGGUCUUAUCUGCAGCAUUUGCUACCUUCAUGUCACAUUCCAGGGCAGAUUUAGAGAGAACUCAGAACUGACAGCAGCUACUUCAUAACAUCCAGAAUACUGCUGGUGUCCUCUUCCUGGAUAAUCCCUCUGUCUGAUGCCUCCUGCUGGGCUUUAACAAUACUUGUAAGAAUGCCUGCAUUUGUGAAGGGUUUCCAUCAGUUUGAUUUCUGCAAAGGAACAUACACCAAGUUAAAAAAAUGUUUCUAAAUUGCAAUAGAUGAAGGAAGAUGCUGUCAUUGCUUUGUGGAAACUUCCAAGACUGAAAUCUUUAUUUCAGAUAUUUUAAAGUCUACAGAGUAAGCUGACUUCUUAAUUAUUGCUGUUAGUUUCACAGUUCUACUUCAGUCAACGUAAUAAAUUAACUUUAUGUAUUGUUAAUGGCUCAAAAUGAAUCUUUCUGGUGAGAAAAACCUCUUAAACUGUAUCUGGAGGAUCCAGGCUUUUAUAUCUGAACCAGAAGUGUAAAUGUCUUGUUCUUAUAUGAAAAGUUUUUCUUCUUGUUCCAGUUUCAGAAGUGCUGCAUCCACAAGGGUCAUUAUCUCCUGGAGAGAAAUGUGAGAAUUGUCAAAUACAAGAUGAAUUUGUGGCUUCACUUAUUUUUAUAUUCAUUUAUUAAUAAAAACUGUGUCUAACA
Calypte anna (Anna's hummingbird) is the source of this 2097-nucleotide messenger RNA. RefSeq names its product REX4 homolog, 3'-5' exonuclease (gene REXO4). The record is from RefSeq and is a predicted model, not a curated record. The transcript is spliced from 8 exons. Gene Ontology annotation, cellular component: nucleus. Bases 167 to 1405 code for a protein of 412 amino acids. NCBI's taxonomy places the organism in Eukaryota, Metazoa, Chordata, Aves, Apodiformes, Trochilidae. Gene Ontology annotation, biological process: DNA catabolic process; rRNA processing. Gene Ontology annotation, molecular function: nucleic acid binding; 3'-5' exonuclease activity.